Molecule: messenger RNA, 3900 nt
Organism: Engraulis encrasicolus (European anchovy)
Lineage: Eukaryota; Metazoa; Chordata; Actinopteri; Clupeiformes; Engraulidae
Gene: emilin3b
Product: EMILIN-3
Exons: 7
Coding region: 507-3035 (842 amino acids)
Cellular component (GO): extracellular matrix
Molecular function (GO): protein binding
Source: RefSeq, a predicted model, not a curated record
UCGCCGUCAGAGGGGAGUGAGCUGAAGUGGGAGCCCUCACUCACACACUCACUCACUCACACACUCACUUCAGUCUGCCUGCCAUAUAGUCACAGAUCAGCAGGUCCAUCCAUCCAUCCAUCCAGCUGUCUUAGGCGUGGCGUGCAGGACUCCUGGAGGCAGUGGGACCAUGCCAACCCAGAUGUUUCCACGGCUGCACGUCUCCGCGGCAACCAAGUAAAGGAGAGGCAACGCUCCGGGGAAGCUCAGGAGGGGGACACGCAGCGCACGGCAAGGAAAAACAAGCAGCCAAUCACAAGGCUGAGAGAGGGGAUCAUCGUGCGUGGAGAGCAUCGUGCGCCUGAAGUUUGUUUGUUUUGAAACCUCACAGCUAUUUUUUCCAAGAGAAAUUGCUGCGAUUUUUAAAAAAAAAUCUCUCCUUUCGUGACUUUCCAAAAAAAUUGGUCAGAGUUUAUUUCUCUGACGGCGAGGGAGAUUUGAUUCCUUUCUCUGUAACGACCGCCUGGAUGAGAGACACCAUGGUCCACCGUUGGACUCUCCUCUCCUCUGCCCUUGUGGUGCUGUUGGCCUUGUCUCUUGUGGAUGCCAAAGGAACCCCAUUCUAUGGAAACCCUUAUGGAAACAGAUACAACCUGUUCAAGGGUGGGGUGAACCCCCACUACAACCCCCAGAAGCCCAUGACCCGACACAAAAACCACUGUGCCUACAUCGUCCAGAAGAACAUCACGUGCAUCAUGCAGGACGGAGUGGCAACCUACGUCAAGGCCGAGUACACCACCAAAUGCAUCUGGGGUCAGAAGUGCCCCGUACUUAUGUACCGCACCUUCUUCAAGCCCACAUACAAGAUUGGUUACAAGACAGUGACAGAACUGGAGUGGCGCUGUUGCCCUGGCUACACGGGCGAGAACUGCUUCGAAGGCCCCACCUCCGGGCCCGACGGCAACGUGCCAACCUUCAAGGGCUCCAUGCCACGGCCCAGGCCCAGGCCUGUGCCAGGAGGACACCUCGAGCCCGGGAAGCCUUACCCUGUGCCCGGGGGGCAUCCCGACAGUAGACCGCCCUUCGUACCCACAGGCCAGCUACCAUCGGGAGGGCCCAAUUACGGCCCUAGGGUAGGAGUGUCUGGCGAGCGGCUGGACCGCAUGGAGACCGACCUGCGGCGAGUGUCCCAGGGCCUGGACACGCUGAGCGGCCUGGUGACCGGCCUGGAGGACCGCCUCCGCCUCACCCUGCGCGACGACACCAACAAGCUCCUGACCACGCUGCUUAGCGGCGCCCCGCCCCGCAUCACACCAGACUCCUCCGUGGGCUUCGGGGUCAUCCCAGACGGAAACCUGGACGGCCUCAGUGGCAGCAGCGAUGGUGGCGGCGGUGUAGGCUUCCUGGGCUUCGGGGAACUAGUGGGUAGGGUGACGGAGGUGAAGGACGAGCUGCGGGUGAAGAGUGACAUGCUGGACGAGAUCCACGGCAUGGUGAUGGGCCACGACGGGCAGCUGAAGAGGCUGCUGGAUGUGGCCGCCGGGCAUCCCAUACCGGGAGGGGUGGUCAACCAGAGGCUCCUGGAGGACAUGGUGGACCGCAGGCUGGCCGACGUCAGGGCCGAGAUCCUGGACGGGUUUGAGAAGAGGCUGCUGGAGAUGGAGGGCAUCUGUGAUGAACGUAUUGGACAGGUCCAAAAGCAGUGUCAGAACGAGCACCUGAAUGGGCAGGAGCAGAUGCAGCAGACACUGGACGGCCGUGAGACGGGCCUGCGGAAGGAGCUGGGUCACCUGCAGGCUCAAAUACAGGGCCUCACGCUGACCGAGAACUGCUGUGGCCAGGUGAGCAGUCUGUCCAAUAGGGUGCUGCUCCUGGAAGAGGCUGUGAAGGGCCUGACCGAGUCCCAGCGGCAGCUGCAGAACGCUCUGAGUGACCAGACCAUCCACAUCGAGGCCAUCCUGGAGACCCGGCUGGAGGACGUCGAGAGCAGGAUGAACGCCACCGUGGAGAGGGGAGGACUGGGGCCCAUUGGACCCGACGGCAAGCCCUUGUCUCCGCCAUCCCGGCCCGGGUCGCCCACGUCCCUGGACGGCUUCAACACGUUGCUGGACGAGAAGCUGAAGUCCCUGGAGGAGCGCCUGUUCGUGGCCGUGGAGGAGCUCAGUAAUGCCACCGCACCUGCGCUGCUGGAGGGACACGUGGUGCCCGCGCUGGAGACAGAGAUCGAGUCAGUCAGGCGUCGCGUAGAGGCCGACCUGGACGGCAUCCAGAAGCAGCUCACCGACCUGGAGCUCCUCUGCACCUCCUCCUGCGCGCCCGGCUCUGGUCCCGGAGAAGGAGGUGACGGUGACGGUCGGAAAACGCAGACGGGUAAAACAACCGGCGGAGGGUCGGACGACUGCGAGGAGGUGGACAAGCGCGUGUCCGGGCGCCUGGACUCGCACGCCGACCAGCUGGAUCACCUCAACACCACCCUGCAGGCCCUGCUGACGCGCAUCGUGGAGGCCGAGGAGGCCGGCGGCAUCGAGGGCGAGAUCACACUCCUCAAGAUCAACGUCAACUCGGUCAACCGCACGCUGAAGGGCCUGCGCGACUCGGUGGGCGUGAUCGCGCGGGAGGUGGGGCGGGCCAACACCACGUGGACCCAGCGCGAGGAGCGGCUGGUCGGGCAGGUGCACGGCAUCACCCAGCUGGUGGGCCGGCAGGCGGCCAUGCUGGGGGCCGGGGAGCGCCGGCUCAUCCAGCUGAAAGGGGAGCUGCAGGGCCUGAGGCAGCGGCUGUCCGGGGAACUGCAGGGCUGCCGCAGCACGGCGCUGGGUGUCCAGAAGGAGGUGCUGGCGGUGGACAGCCGCGUCUCCCAGGUGGAGGGCCAGUGCAGCAGCCUGACGGAGAUGGCUGACGAGCUGGAGCGCAUACGCGGCGAGCUGGAGAGCCACUCCGACGAGUUCCUUUCCCGCGUCAACGGCACGCUGGUCACCCAUUCGCAGCAGCUGGCGCAGCUGAAGGAUGGGCUGGAUGAGUGCAGAGACAAAACUGGCCACCGGGGGCGGAAAUGAGACCAGUAGCAUUUUAGCUACUAGAGACAAAAAAUAAAAUUGGGGGUACGUGGCUGUAAAGAUAUGACAUUAUUGUUUUUUAUUAUUGUUAUAAAUAUAAUUAUUUUUACAGGGCAUUUUGUUUUGUUUUGACCCAUACUUCACUUUUUUUUCCACACAUUUUAUAUUUUCAGUGUUUAACUUAUAUGAAGACAUGACUGCAUUGUAAUUAGAGAGGUAUUUGUACAAAAAAAUGAAAAUAACAAAAGCCACCAGACUAAUACGCUGCUAUGAGUGACAGCGCUCUCCCCGGUCCAAACCUGUCCAUGCCCGUCCUGUCCCUUUUGUAUACUGAACGUCCACAUGAAUGGUGCUAAUUUUGUAUUGUUUUCUGUACAAAAACAUAUAUUGUGUCUUUAUACUGUUGUAUUUUUUUUCAAGAGAAUAUAAUGUUCCUGUGCCUAAAGAAUGGAAUUUGGAAGACAAAAUGUGUUUAGAUUGUAAAAUGGACCAGGCUGCCAGGCCAGGUACUGUAGAUGAAACACUCUCUCCAGAGGUGUCAAAAGUAAAAGUAAAUUUGGGGUGUGUAAGGACAACACUAGCACAUGAUAUUUUACAUAGCUGUUGCAUCAGUUAAUCCAUUGUACCUAAUGAGGUGGAUAGACUGAAAAACACUAAAAACCUAACCUAAGACCCCACCACAAAUUUGAUCCGACCAGCGCAGAGGUAGCUGAUCACACAAGAAGUACACAGGUCUACUGGUGAUGCUGUGUUUUUUACUUUUACUUUUAAUUUUGACAUCUCUGGAUUUCACCACCAGGUGUCAGAAAUUAGUCAGCAGAGGAAAUAAAUAAACAGAUAACAUGUUGGAGAACCGGUUCAUGCU